Lactuca virosa is the source of this 2070-nucleotide messenger RNA. Lineage: Eukaryota; Viridiplantae; Streptophyta; Magnoliopsida; Asterales; Asteraceae. The record is from the annotation of a GenBank genome assembly.
CGUGAAGUUGAAGUAGCAGCACACUAUGUAGUAUGUAGGAUCAAGGAAAUAUUGUUAUUUCUUUGAGGCUUUAAAAUAUCUAAAAACUAGAUAUUCGGAAAAUAAAGUAACAUCCGUUACUUUUAGCAGUUUUCCGGCGGGAACACCCAAACCGUUUUUAGUCUUUGCCGAUGAUUCUUCUAAUUCCACCAUCAUCUUCGUUGCUCAAAUUCAAACAGAGAGAAUUGAAUCGGUUAAAUUUGAUCAGUACCCGCAAAUCACCUUUUACGAACCGUGAUCAUCUUAAACCCUUCAAAUUCAAUUCCAUAUCUUGUUCACUCAAGCUCCCUACUUCACUCGAUUCGGUUAAGCCCUACGUCCAAUCGGAAUGGAAAACGAUUGUCAAGGGUUGGAUAUGCAGCGCCGUUUCGGUUUAUUCGUUAUCGACCAUCGUACCCAAAGUAGGGAAAUUCUCUGCCGUGAUGAAUGUCGAAGGGUUGAGGCAGGAGGGUGUGCUGAUUGGGGUUUUGUUUUUGGUUCGGUUGAUUUCUAAUUACUUGCAGCAGUCUUUACUUUGGGAGGCGUCGCUUCGGUCGGUGUAUAAGAUGAGGGUUUAUGUGUUUGAGAGGGUUUUGCAGAGAGAUUUAGGGUUCUUUGAAGGUGGCUCUGGGAAGUCAGUGGGAGAUGUUGCUUACAGGAUUACUGCCGAGGCUUCAGAUGUAGCUGAUACCAUCUACGCUCUAUUGAAUACCAUUGUACCCAGUACACUGCAACUAUUAGCAAUGGCAACUCAGAUGCUGGUUAUUAGCCCUGUUUUGUCCUUAGUUUCUGCCUUGGUGAUACCAUUGAUGGCCUUUGUAAAUGCAUAUUUUGGUGAAGAGCUUCGCGAAACAUCAAAUAAAGCAAAUUUCAGCAUUGCUGCUAUCUCGGCUUAUCUGAAUGAGGUACUCCCAUCAAUCCUCUUUGUGAAGGCAAACAAUGCAGAACACAAUGAGUGUAUGAGGUUCAAGAAACUUGCUAAUGCUGACCUAUAUGAACGUUUAAAUAAGAAGAGAUUAAAGGCCUUGAUUCCUCAUAUUGUACAAGUAACAUUUUGUGGGGCUCUACUUCUGAUUUUUGUUGGCUCAUUGGUGACCUCAAGUGAUUUGUCUAAUGUGGUUUCGUUCAUAACAUCAUUGGUUUUAUUGAUUGAGCCAAUUCAGGAUGUGGGAAAAGCAUACAAUGAGCUAAAACAAGGAGAGCCUGCCAUUGAACGUUUGUUUCAGCUAUCGAGUUUUAAGCCCAAGGUUAUUGAGGACAUAAAUGAAGUUGAUUUAGAGUCUGUUGCAGGAGAGAUAAAAUUCAAUGAAGUCUCAUUCAGAUAUGGUGAUAAUCUGAAUAUGCCUCUCAUAUUGAACAAGUUGGAUCUUCAUAUCAAAGCUGGAGAAACCGUUGCUCUUGUUGGGCCUUCAGGGGGAGGAAAGACAACCCUUGUCAAGUUGCUUCUUCGCCUCUAUGAUCCUCUAUGUGGUUGUAUUCUCAUCGAUAACCAUGACAUUCGAAACAUCUCUUUGGGAAGUUUAAGGACACAUGUUGGUUUGGUGACUCAGGACACUACACUGUUUUCAGGGACAAUUGCGGAAAAUAUUGGGUAUAGAGAUUUGAUGAGUAAAAUCGAUAUGGAAAGAGUGAAGAAUGCAGCAGAAAUUGCAAAUGCAGUUGAGUUCAUUGAAACACUCUCUCAAGGAUAUGCAACAAAUAUCGGGCCUAGAGGCUCACUUUUGAGUGGAGGCCAAAGGCAACGAGUAGCUAUUGCUCGGGGUCUGUAUCAGAAUCCUUCUAUUCUUGUUCUUGAUGAAGCAACUUCUGGUUUGGAUACGAGGUCAGAGAUGUUGGUGAGACAAGCAUUGCAGAGAUUAAUGAAAACUCGUACUGUGAUUGUGAUUGCUCAUCGUUUGGAAACUGUUUUAAUGGCGGAACGUGUUUUUUCUGUAAAAGAGGGAAAAGUGGAGGAGAUAUCUCGUUCAUCUCUAAUGGUUGGUCUUGGUCAGCAUGAUUCCUUGGCAUCAACUGGGCUUUUGAUAUGAGGAAUAUGUGUGUCGUAACAAAAGU